CUGUGUCUCAGUCCAGAAGGAAGAUGGGUUCCACAGAAGACCUUGACUAUCCUCAAAUCAUCGUGCAAUACAGCAAUGGAUUUUUAAUCUCAAAGGUUAUGUUCACUGCCUGUGAGCUGGGGGUGUUUGAUCUUCUUCUGGAGUCAGGAAAGCCUCUGUCUUCAGAUACCAUUGCUGCAGGUCUGGGUGUCAGCACCAUGGGGAUGAGAAGACUGCUGGAUGCCUGUGUGGGAUUGAAGCUCUUGGCAGUAGAGAUGACACAAGAAGGAGCCCUCUACAGAAACACAGAAAUUUCCAAUGUCUACCUUACAAAAUCAAGUCCAAAGUCUCAGUAUCACAUUAUGAUGUAUUAUUCCAACACAGUCUACUUGUGCUGGCAGUACCUGGCUGAUGCUGUGAGAGAAGGAAGAAACCAGUAUGAAAGAGCUUUUGGUGUAUCAUCUAAAGACCCUUUUGGAGCAAUGUACAGAUCAGAUGAAGAAAUGCUAAAAUUCAUGGCUGGCCAGAACUCAGUAUGGAGUAUAUGUGGCAGAGAUGUCCUUGCUGCAUUUGACCUUUCCCCUUUCAGGCAGAUCUAUGACCUGGGAGGAGGUGGAGGAGCUUUGGCCCAAGAGUGUGUUUCUUUGUAUCCAAAUUCUACUGUCACAAUUUAUGACCUGCCCAAAGUUGUGCAGGUGGCCAAAGAACAGUUUGUUUCCCCCGAGGAGCAUCAGAUCACUUUCCAUGAAGGAGACUUCUUUAAUGAUUCAAUACCUGAAGCUGAACUGUAUAUUUUAUCCAAGAUACUGCAUGAUUGGGAUGAUGACAAAUGCAAACAACUGCUGGCAAAAGUCUACAAAGCUUGCAAACCUGGUGGGGGAGUGCUGCUGGUUGAAUCCCUUCUGAAUGAAGAUAGAAGUGGGCCUAUAGAAACUCAGUUGUAUUCGAUGAAUAUGUUGGUGCAGACAGAAGGGAAAGAGAGAACAGCAGCAGAGUACAGCAAGCUCCUGAAGGCAGCUGGCUUUGGAGUGAUUCAAGUAAAGAGGACUGGAAAACUCUAUGAUGCUGUUUUAGGAAGGAAAUAGUAGUAUGUGUUUUAUGUAUGUAACGAAACAGAAGAGGUUGAGAAAUAUGCUGUUCUUCUUAGUGGGCAAUGAUUAGCCUAGCUUUUAAUUAAGGCUGCCAACUUUUUGUAAGCUGAUACACAGUCAAAAGAGUCACUAAUAACAGAUCUUCAACAUGCAUGUAUUACAAAUCUGGAAGCCUGGCUUGGCUGCCUUUGGAUCUGGGAGGAAAAGAAAGAACAGCACCUGUUCCACAAGAAACAAUCCACAAAAGAAAAGUGUAGUGUGUCUGCUUCAGCUUGUAUCAGUCUUUCUGAUUUUUAACACUAUCUGACAAAAGCAGAGCUGAAUUUGCACUUGAGUUCCUGCAAAACAAAACUAAUCCCUGUACUGAGCUUUUGUGCCUGCAUUUGUAUUCCUGAAAUAUUGAUAUAAUAAAACCAGA
Zonotrichia albicollis (white-throated sparrow) is the source of this 1488-nucleotide messenger RNA. It is a transcript of the gene ASMT, whose product is annotated as acetylserotonin O-methyltransferase. NCBI's taxonomy places the organism in Eukaryota, Metazoa, Chordata, Aves, Passeriformes, Passerellidae. Gene Ontology annotation, molecular function: protein dimerization activity; O-methyltransferase activity. The record is from RefSeq and is a predicted model, not a curated record.